CACGUGCCACCAACCCCCCCCCCCGUCCCCCUCACCCCCUGCUUCCCCCCCCAGGUGGGCUCAGGUGAGGUUUGGAGCCCCGUUUGCCUGCCCGCCUUCAAUCCCGACGGCUAUUUUUACGCCUACGCCGCCGCUCUGGAUGAGGAUCGGUGCGGCGGCUCGGUGACUCUCAUCCUCCUGCUGACCCAACGCGAGGCUUUUUACGCCGCCGCCGCCUGCCGAAGGAGGUUGGAAGCAGAGCUGAGAGCGCAAGGGUGGAUGGAGGAAUUUGGGGCGGCCAUUAAAGGGGGGUACACCGCCUAUGGCGCCUCCCAGCCCGGAGCCCCUGAGCUGCGCCAUUUCCUCUAUAAGCCCUUGGAGGGCGAUGAGGAGGUGCUGCAGGUGCCACAAUUCACCUGCCCGGACAGCGUUGUUCCGUACAGCCGCCCCGAGGAGCAGCAGCGGCUGUUCGCUCUGUACCACGGCCUGCAGGGCCGCCUGCACUGCGCCGUGAGGCCGCUGAGGCUGCUCUACAGGGUCACUGCCAGGGAGACGCUGCUGGCCUGGGUGACGCGGCGCUUCGAGCUGUACGCCUGCCUCAGCCCGCUGCUCCCCAAGGCGGCGGCCAUCGCGGCGCUGACGCGGCUGCUGCGCUGGCUGCGCAAGGAGGACGAGUGGCUGUUCGCGCGCUGCCCGCCGCCAUUCGCCGCCGCUGCCGCCCCCGAGGGAGGGGAGGGGUGACGGCAAAUAAAA
This is a messenger RNA of Lagopus leucura (white-tailed ptarmigan), 732 nucleotides long. Its product is annotated as vacuolar fusion protein MON1 homolog B-like. The annotation marks the transcript as partial. Lineage: Eukaryota; Metazoa; Chordata; Aves; Galliformes; Phasianidae. The transcript is spliced from 3 exons. Gene Ontology annotation, biological process: protein targeting to vacuole; vesicle-mediated transport. The record is from RefSeq and is a predicted model, not a curated record.